GCUGCCGUCGCCGCAGCUGCAGCUCUUCCGCCGCGUGCUGGGCUCGGCCCAGGUGAACCCAGUCGAGGCCUGGGGGCUCCCGCGGGGCUGGCGGUGCUGCUGACUUGGGGUCCCAGGAGGCCCCGGCGGGGUGGCAGUUCCGGGGGAAGAGGCCCUGCUCUAACCUGGCUCCGUCCCCAGGGCCCCACAGCUCCUGUUACAUGGGGACUUGGGGUCCCUUCACCCCCUAGGGCUGGAUGUGCCCUGCCAAGGCGUCCUGGGCUGUGGCUGCAGGCCCGGAGUGAGCCGGUGGACUCUGCCCCGGGUGAGGAGGAGCUGCAGUGUGGCCGGCCGCCUCCUGCCUUCAGCUGUCAGGUUAUUUUGGUGUAAACUGAAAAUACUCCAGGAACUGGGUUGCGUCCCCCCGGCGGCAGGGUGGGACGGCAGCAGCGGCAGCCCGAGCGUCGCCAGGGAGGCUGGUCUGGCCCAGGGCAGCCCUGCCGGAGCCGGGGCUUCGAGCACCAAGUCCGCGGGCCUGCUGAGCUGGUGGCAGAGAGCGGCCUCUUUGCAGCCGAGGUAGUGGAGGGGCUCGGCCCGUGGACAGGCCUGAGAGCAAGCCCAGGGCCCCCCGGGGACCUCCCUUAGCUUCCCCCCACCCCGGGGCUUGGCUUCUGGCUAGUCGGGGGCCGUCCGUGGGGACAGUUACGUGACCCGGGCAGAGGCCCCGCUGUCUGUUUGCCGAAGGAGGAAAAACAACAAGACUAUUGAUCCAGCCUUACCUUGGCGCGCCUGGCCCGGCGGCUGUUGGCCCUGGCGGCCCGGAGCGGGUUAGGCAAGACCGGUGGGCGUGGGCGAGCGAGGGGGCUGCGGGGCGUCCAGGCCCAGGCCGCAGGCUCGCUGUUCCCAGGAGACAGUGCCGAAGGCGCCCGGCCGGAGAAAACCAAACCAGCGCCACCCAGGGCUGCCCCCGCUUCCCGGGCCGAGGGUCUCGGCAGGCACCCCCUGGGGCCGCGCCUGCUUUGCUGAGCCAGGAAACGCGCUGCGCAGACGCUGCCCCUGACAAACUUUGGAAAGCCAACAUUUUAUUCUUUUAUCAAAUACAACUGGGUAGUUUUGGAAAACCUGCUCCGACCCCAGGGGAGAGGGCAGGCAGGCGUGAUCCCCCCCUCGAGGAAACGGUGCUCCCAGCUCUGCCCUGCCCUGGUGGGGUGGGGUGUCAGUGUGCCGCGCCCGGCCCCCGCCGCCAGCCCCAGAACCAGCUCCUCCCGCGCCCCGGUUCUCGUGUGGCGUCCGUCUGUCCAUCCAGCGGGCAGACCUUGGGUCACGUUCCGACCCCUCGCCCCAGAGCCCCCCAGGGCGCAGCUGGACGGGGACUGACCCUCCCCAUUCCUUCCCCUGUCCCCACAGAGCCGCCAGCUCUCCGCCUCCUGUCCUCGCCGUGCCCACCUCGGCCCCAUGCCCCCGCCAGCCGGCCCCGGGCCACGGGCAGCGAGCAGGCACGCGGGAGCCCAGGCCCUGUGACCAGGCCACGGAGACGGGGGCGCCGGGGUCCCGGUCACCUGCCCCCCCCAUGGAGCUGAGGCCCCGGGUGCUAUGGGUGGUAGCAGCGGCGGGGGUCUUGCUCCUGCUGGUGGCCGAAGCCCGUGGCCAGAAGGUCUUCACCAACACGUGGGCGGUGCAUGUUCCUGGAGGCCCGUCCGUGGCUGACAGCGUGGCCCGCAAGCAUGGCUUCCUCAACCUGGGCCAGAUCUUCGGCGACUAUUACCACUUCUGGCACCGAGCAGUGACGAAGCGGUCCCUGUCACCUCACCGCCUGCGGCACAGCCGGCUGGAGAGGGAGCCUCAAGUCCGGUGGCUGGAGCAGCAGGUGGCGAAGCGGCGGAGCAAGCGGGAUGUGUACCAGGAGCCCACGGACCCCAAGUUCCCCCAGCAGUGGUACCUGUCCGGCGUCGGCCAGCGGGACCUGAACGUGAAGGCGGCCUGGGCGCAGGGCUACACGGGACGCGGCAUCGUGGUCUCCAUCCUGGACGACGGCAUCGAGAAGAACCACCCGGACUUGGCAGGCAAUUAUGAUCCGGGGGCCAGCUUCGACGUCAACGACCAGGACCCCGACCCCCAGCCUCGGUACACGCAGAUGAACGACAACCGGCACGGCACGCGGUGCGCGGGGGAGGUGGCUGCCGUGGCCAACAACGGUGUCUGCGGCGUCGGCGUGGCCUUCAACGCCCGCAUCGGAGGGGUGCGCAUGCUGGACGGCGAGGUUACGGACGCGGUGGAGGCGCGCUCGCUGGGCCUGAACCCCAACCACAUCCACAUCUACAGCGCCAGCUGGGGCCCCGAGGACGACGGCAAGACCGUGGACGGGCCGGCCCGCCUCGCCGAGGAGGCCUUCUUCCGGGGGGUCAGCCAGGGCCGCGGGGGGCUGGGCUCCAUCUUCGUCUGGGCCUCCGGCAACGGCGGCCGGGAGCACGACAGCUGCAACUGCGACGGCUACACCAACAGCAUCUACACGCUGUCCAUCAGCAGCGCCACGCAGCUGGGCAACGUGCCCUGGUACAGCGAGGCCUGCUCGUCCACCCUGGCCACCACCUACAGCAGCGGCGGCCAGAACGAGAAGCAGAUCGUGACCACCGACCUGCGGCAGAAGUGCACGGAGUCCCACACGGGCACCUCGGCCUCCGCGCCCCUGGCUGCCGGCAUCAUCGCCCUCACCCUGGAGGCCAAUAAGAACCUCACCUGGCGGGACAUGCAGCACCUGGUGGUGCAGACCUCGAAGCCGGCCCACCUCAACGCCAAUGACUGGGCCACCAACGGCGUGGGCCGGAAAGUGAGCCACUCGUAUGGCUACGGGCUGUUGGACGCAGGCGCCAUGGUGGCCCUGGCCCGGAACUGGACGACGGUGGCCCCCCAGCGCAAGUGCAUCAUCGACAUCCUCACGGAGCCCCGGGACAUCGGGAAGCGGCUCGAGGUGCGGAAGACAGUGACAGCCUGCCGGGGGGAGCCCAGCCACGUCACCCGGCUGGAGCACGCUCAGGCGCGGCUCACCCUGUCCUACAACCGCCGCGGCGACCUGGCCAUCCACCUGGUCAGCCCCAUGGGCACCCGCUCCACCCUGCUGGCCGCCAGGCCACACGACUACUCCGCGGACGGCUUUAACGACUGGGCCUUCAUGACCACCCACUCCUGGGACGAGGACCCCUCUGGCGAGUGGGUCCUGGAGAUUGAAAACACCAGCGAAGCCAACAACUAUGGAACACUGACCAAAUUCACCCUUGUGCUGUACGGCACGGCCCCCGGGGGGCCGCCCCCACCUCCCGAGAGCAGCGGCUGCAAGACCCUCACGUCCAGCCAGGCCUGUUGUGCGAGGAAGGCUUCUCCCUGCACCGCAAGAGCUGUGUCCAGCACUGCCCCGCGGGCUCCGCCCCCCAGCUCCUGGACACGCACUACAGCACUGAGAACGACGUGGAGACCAUCCGGGCCAGCGUCUGCACCCCCUGCCACAGCUCGUGUGCCACCUGCCGGGGGCCAGCCCCCACAGACUGCCUCAGCUGCCCCAGCCAUGCCUCCCUGGACCCCGUGGAGCAGAUGUGCUCCCGGCAGAGCCAGAGCAGCCGGGAGUCGCCGCCCUCGCGGAACCCCGAGGUGGAGGUCGCGCCCAGGCUGCACACGGGGCUGCUGCCCUCCCACCUGCCCGAGGUGGUGGCCGGCCUCAGCUGCGCCUUCAUCGUGCUGGUCUUCGUCACCAUCUUCCUGGUCCUGCAGCUGCGCUCCGGCUUCAGCUUCCGGGGCGUGAAGGUGUACACCAUGGACCGCGGCCUCGUCUCCUACAAGGGGCUGC
Molecule: messenger RNA, 3817 nt
Organism: Talpa occidentalis (Iberian mole)
Lineage: Eukaryota; Metazoa; Chordata; Mammalia; Eulipotyphla; Talpidae
Gene: FURIN
Product: furin, paired basic amino acid cleaving enzyme
Exons: 15
Coding region: 1550-3772 (740 amino acids)
Biological process (GO): peptide hormone processing
Cellular component (GO): trans-Golgi network; Golgi membrane
Molecular function (GO): serine-type endopeptidase activity
Source: RefSeq, a predicted model, not a curated record